AUGAUGUCUGAAGAAACAAUUUUACUUGAAGCUUUAUCAUCAUCAGAUUUCAAAACAUCGAUUCAUGACAAGAAACAAAUAGAUGUAAAAGAAACUAAAACUGUUAUUGAAACCAAACAACAAUUGGGUGAAACAAUAAAUCCAGAUGUAUUGGAAAAUAAAAAUGAUAAUAAUGAAUCACUUUUAUCUUUAGUAAAACGUAUGUCAACAGAACAACGUAAAAAGGUGAUUGAAUCACUCAAACAAAAUGGUUUAACCAAUCCAUUAACCAAAGAAAAAAUUAUUCAAAAUGCUUUUACUGUCGAAAAAGUUAUUCGAGACAAUGUUUAA
Rotaria sordida is the source of this 330-nucleotide messenger RNA. The record is from the annotation of a GenBank genome assembly. Lineage: Eukaryota; Metazoa; Rotifera; Eurotatoria; Philodinida; Philodinidae.